Labrus bergylta (ballan wrasse) is the source of this 1397-nucleotide messenger RNA. RefSeq names its product zinc finger protein 511 (gene znf511). The record is from RefSeq and is a predicted model, not a curated record. NCBI's taxonomy places the organism in Eukaryota, Metazoa, Chordata, Actinopteri, Labriformes, Labridae.
GCGACGAUUACAACCACAACAACAACAGCAGCAGCAGCAGCACCAGCAGUACUUUAACGACACAGUCAAAGUGGGCAAAUGAAAACGUCGGGAAACGAUGCUGCAGCCAGAAACAGCCCGACUUCUAACAGAGGGACAAAUGUUAGUAAAAAGCAGCGAUGUAGGAAACACACAGGAGGAGCCGGGGCUCAGUGAGGCAGAGGAGGGAAACCCGUUCAACUUCACCCCGCAGCUCCUCCGCCUGCACCGGGACCACCAGCUGUUUGAGGAUGGAGACAUUCACAGACACAUGUAUCUACAAGAUCUCUACGUCUCAGAGACAGACGACAAAACAACCCUCAGUGUGUCAGAAUUCGCCUGUCACAUUUCUGGCUGCAGUGCAGUCUUCAGCGCUUUAGAGGAGUACGAGCACCACUACAACUCCCUGCACAGACAUGUGUGCUGCUCCUGCCGGCGCUCCCUGCCAAGUGCUCGACUCCUGGACAUUCACAUUCAGGAGUGGCACGACUCCCUCUUCACUAUCCUCGCCCAGAGACAAGAUAUGUACCAGUGUUUGGUGGAGGGCUGUGGACAGAAGUUCAGGACGAGUCAACACAGGAAGCAACAUCUGAUAAAAGUUCACAAGUAUCCCCCAGACUUCAGAUUUGAUAAAACCAAAAAGGACCGAGGGGAGACAAAGAGACCACAGCAGAAAGACACAUCCAUGGAAGUAGCAGAGAGUGUGUGUGAGUCUGAGGGUGUGUGUGAGGUUAUGUGUGAUGUGCUGUCUGACCAACCCGAGCACGGGGAAUCCAUGGAGACGCAUGUGUCGGAGGAAGAAGCUGCUCGCACGGCUACAUCUGCCAUUACUGAGGAUCAUGCAAACCUUUCUGCUGCUGCUCACAGCGCGGAGAACACGAGCUCUCAGCCGCUGAAACCACAAUACUCCUACAGGGUCCCUACAAACGUGUGCUUCGGUCACGGCUCAGUCCGAGGCUUCAGAGGGCGACGAGGAAGGAGGAAAUGAUGAAACACCAGAGUUAAACUUUCUCUUCUUCAUGAUGUGUACAUUUAUACCCGUGCUGGGUAACAUAGUAUAUUCAGAAUCCUAUGUGUCGGCCUUAAAAUAAAAUGUUUUUAUAAAAUAUAAAGUGUUGUGUAUAGGAAUUUAUCUACAGGAUGAAGAAUAAGUGGAGUUGUGUGUUCUACGCUGCUGUGUGGCUCCCGUCUCACAAAGCAUCCUUCCUGUUUUCAGUUCCUGCAUCACUGUUGUCUUCAUUUUUAACAAGCUUUUUGUCACAUCAGCUCCUAAAAAGUAUAUGUUGACCCUGAUCUGGUUAAAAGUGUGACUUUAAUCUAAAUGCAUGUGUUGUACAUUUAAAACAAUGACUGAAUGCAGCUCGAUGCUGUAUCUUUAA